This is a messenger RNA of Trichoplax adhaerens, 282 nucleotides long. RefSeq lists its product as uncharacterized. The transcript is spliced from 2 exons. The annotation marks the transcript as partial. The record is from RefSeq and is a predicted model, not a curated record. Gene Ontology annotation, cellular component: cAMP-dependent protein kinase complex. Gene Ontology annotation, molecular function: protein kinase A regulatory subunit binding. NCBI's taxonomy places the organism in Eukaryota, Metazoa, Placozoa, Uniplacotomia, Trichoplacea, Trichoplacidae.
AAUAUAUCAUGGGCUACUUGCAACGACUUUACUAUUGAAAAAGGAAAAGAUCAAAUAAACGAAUACAUUAAGACAUGGCAAUACGAAAGUAAUUGGCUAUACUGCAUUGAUUUCUUGAAAGAAGAUGAUCACCCUUAUAAUAAAUUAUACCGAUAUCGCGUCUUAUGGAGUAUACCUACAAGGCGAAAACCCAUCCCUAGAGCUACUGCUGCUGUUUAUUUUACGAUAUGCCUAAGCGAAAUAAAGCCUAAAGUGAGUUAUGAUGUUAUACAGUACUAUCCC